UUCAUCAUUACGUGAAUGCUGGUGAUGAAUAGUUAUAUAAAUAAUGUGUUGAUGGUUGAUGAUCGAGCUGACGGAACCAUGGCAGAUGUACUUCCAGCACCUUUAAAUACCCACAAACGAGCCCCAGAUUUAAAGGAGAUCCGCCAAUGCAGUAUCGCUGAAUUGGAUAUAGAUAUGUUCUUAAAAAUAUCAAAUUAUGAAGACACUGUCCGUCAAUUAGAUAUUUAUUACGGCAUAGUAAAGAGGCAGUUGCUGAGACAUCAGAGCUGCAUCACUGGACUAUUUCCCCAAAUAUCAAGUGACAAAGUUGUUGGCAGCGUGAGAGAAAGUAUUUAUUGUGCUGCAGCUAUCUGGAGCUUGUAUCAGGCAUAUAGGCGGAUAGAUGAUGACAGAGGGAAAUCUUAUGAACUCGGACAGUCAGCCAUCAAGUGCAUGCGUGGCAUCCUUGAAUGCUGGAUAAAACAAUCGUCCAGGAUUGAAUUAUUCAAACGCAAUCAGUGUAAUUUAUUUGCCCUGCAUUGUAAAUUUCACCUUGUUACUGGUGAUGAAGUAUUUCCAGAUACCGAUUACCACCAUUUACAGAUCGAUGUCGUGUCUCUCUAUCUGAUCUUUCUUGUUCAAAUGAUAUCUUCUGGCUUGCAAAUAAUAUAUACUCAGGACGAAGUAGCCUUUGUACAAAAUCUAGUCUAUUACGUUGAACGAGCUUAUCGAACUCCGGAUUUUGGGAUUUGGGAACGAGGAAGUCGUUACAAUGAUGGAACACCCGAGAUACACGCAAGUUCUAUUGGUAUGGCAAAGAGUGCACUAGAAGCUAUAAAUGGGUGCAAUUUAUUCGGGGAGAAGGGUGCUUCUUGGUCAGUCAUAUACGUUGACAUUGAUGCACACAAUCGCAACCGUAGCAUAUUUGAAACAAUGCUUCCAAGAGAGUCUAGUUCUAAGAGUGUUGAUGCAGCUUUGCUCCCUACGAUUUCAUUUCCAGCAUUCGCUACUCACGAAGAAAGUCUAUACAAUGAAACUAAAGCAAACAUUAUAAGUAGGCUCCAGGGAAAUUAUGGUUUCAAACGGUUCGGUAGAGAUGGCUAUAAAACAGUGUUGGAAGAAACGCACCGUCGCUAUUACAAGCAAGGAGAAAUCAAGGAAUUCGACAACGUGGAAUGCGAGUGGCCAUUGUUUUAUAUCUUUAUGAUUAUUGACGGAGUAUUCAAGACCUUGCCGGAGCAAGUUGAGGAAUAUCAGAACUUAUUGAAGUCAAGACUUCAUAAGGACGCAAACGGAGAUCCUGUGAUUCCAAUGUAUUACUUCGUUCCGGAAGAAAGUAUCGAAGUAGAGAGAGCACACCCAGGUAGCGCUCUGCGAAUGUCCAGUGUGGAGGGGCGAGGACAAAGAACAACAUCUGAAACCGAAAGUGAAACCCUUUACCUGUGGAAUCAAGCCAUGUUUAUAAUUGCACAGUUAUUGACUGCUGGCUUGUUGCACAUCAAUGAGCUGGAUCCAAUUCGACGUUAUCUCCCAUCCUACAACAGGCCUCGUCGGGCUGGUAGAUAUUCUGCGUUUCAGGCAAAGCCCAGUAUUGGAACCCAUACCGACCUAGUUGUUCAGAUAGUCCUAAUCGCUGAGUCUAUGAGACUCCAGGCUAUGAUGGCUACGUAUGGUAUCCAAACACAGACUCCCCAUGAAGUAGAACCUGUACAGAUUUGGUCAUCUACUCAAUUGGUUAAGGUUUACGAACAGCUUGGUGUCAACAACAAAUUAGAUCUGCGAGGUAGACCAUCAAGACCGGUCGGGUCUCUGGGAACUAGCAAGGUGUACAGAGUGUGCGGUAUGACAGUUUUAUGUUAUCCUUUAAUAUUCGAAGUCUCCGAGUUUUAUUUAUACCGGGAUAUGGCACUCUUAAUUGACGAUAUAAAAACAGAGCUCCAGUUUGUCGGUAGAUAUUGGAGACUGUCAGGUCGGCCUACUGUCUGUCUUUUGAUUAGAGAGGAACAUAUGAGAGAUCCACAGUUCAAACAAAUGCUAGAUCUAUUUGCAAUGUUGAAAAAGGGCUACUGCGAUGGGACUAAAGUGAGAAUUGGCCGGUUACAAAAUCUGAUAUCGUCAUCGUGCAUUGAACAUCUAGACUUUAUGAAUACAAUGGAUACGGAUCUAUCAUUAACGCAAUUUCGGCAAUUGGAACACGAGUAUAUUGGGUAUCAGAGUUUAACAGAUGUACCCAGGGCAUUGUCAUAUUCUGAGGAAUUGAAAGAAUAUUCGAAUUAUAUGAAAGAGCCGUUGUGCAAUAUACUAGACGAAAUUCGACAUGCCGAUGGUCUUUACGCCAAAUGCCAACUCUAUGGUAUCCUGUUGAAACGUGAAGGCGCUGAUUACAAAUAUAAUGAAAUGACAGUCAGAGAUCACCUAAGAGCGCUUUACCAGCAGGCUGGUGGUCUCAGAUUUUGGAUGGCUGUUCGAUAUUGCAGCAGCUUGUUAAAUCAUACCGUCGACAGUAUCAGCCCAUUUAUCACAGGUGUACUUGUGAACGGAAAGCAUAUAACUGUCGGUGUAAUAGGACACGAAGAAACGGUCUUUGAUAAACCUAUGACUCCUGCCGAGAUCCAGUCCGUUAUGUAUUCAACCAUACAACCUCACAAUGUCAUUCAUGCCGUACUGCAGCAGGAAGUUCUUUUGUACUGCGGACGGCUUAUCGGUACUAAUCCAGAAAUGUUUAAAGGCAUUCUCAAAAUACGCAUCGGGUGGGUCCUGGAAGCUAUAAAACUGUACGUCGAAAUGUUUGGAAAAAAUCCGAAAUCAAUCGAGAAUUAUAGCCCCUACGAAGUGAGACGUUUUUUAAUCAAAGUCUUGACCAUCAAGGAUUGGGCAGCUACAAAAAAUUUGAGCGUACUGGCAAGAAGGAAGAUCGAAGGAUGCCUAUGCAGAGUUCCUGCAGACUUUUACAAUCAAGUGUGGGAAGUUUUGGUUCGUUGCCCAGGUGGCAUAACUGUCAAUGGUCGAGAAUUGGCCCAACAGCCAACAUUGUUUAAUAUGACUAGAUCGGAACUUACGUUUGCGCUUCUUGUGGAAUCAAUUCUCAACCAUAUUCCGUCACCGGAAUAUCGGCAGAUGGUUGUUGAACUGCUCACUAUUGUAUCUACAAUAUUGCUGAGGAAUCCAGAGCUCAAAUUUCAAAAACAACUAGACUUGAACAAGCUUGUAGAAGACGCCUUCACGAUGUACUGUAAGGAUCAGAACAUCGAGAAAACAGACGAUAUGACUUCCCUAUUUUCUGCGCACUGCUCAAUUACAACGGGAUACCUCGCUAGAGCGGUAGUUAAUAACGUACUCAUCGGCGGCUUAUUUUCUACUGUUUUGAAUGCACACGACACCGUCCAAGCGGAUGAAAUGUGUAAGAUAACUUAAUUUGUAACAAUUAUCCUUCGAGCUGUAGUUUAUUUCAAGCGUGUACUAUACACAGCAUAUGCCUAUCGGCUGUUAGUGAUAGUCAUGUGAGGAGUUUUUGGAGUGUUAAUUGGAGUAAUCGUAGGGCAUGAUUAUUAGUUGGAAUGAAUCUAUCCACAAAGAGGUCCUCGUUAUAUACAAAUGUGUUAUUAUUAAUAAAAAAUUUAUUUCGAUAA
This is a messenger RNA of Athalia rosae (coleseed sawfly), 3608 nucleotides long. Its product is annotated as probable phosphorylase b kinase regulatory subunit beta. Gene Ontology annotation, biological process: glycogen metabolic process. The transcript is spliced from 21 exons. Gene Ontology annotation, cellular component: phosphorylase kinase complex. NCBI's taxonomy places the organism in Eukaryota, Metazoa, Arthropoda, Insecta, Hymenoptera, Athaliidae. The coding region runs from base 16 to 3393 and encodes 1125 amino acids. Gene Ontology annotation, molecular function: calmodulin binding. The record is from RefSeq and is a predicted model, not a curated record.